Cylicocyclus nassatus is the source of this 423-nucleotide messenger RNA. The record is from the annotation of a GenBank genome assembly. Lineage: Eukaryota; Metazoa; Nematoda; Chromadorea; Rhabditida; Strongylidae.
AUGACUGAACCGCCAGAAAUCACGCGCAUGGUUUUUGCACAUUUAAUGAAAUUCGGCAAAGCUGAAGAAGUAGAACAGAAACAGAAUAGUCUUUCAUCCCAUGCGGAAGUAAAAUUCCACUUUCUUCUAUCUGAAGCAGCAGAAUCGUCUUCAAAUAACAAUCUCGAUGCGAAUGGACAAGAUAAGGCUAGACUACCCUCCAUAAUGAAACGACAAGAUCUUCAAGAGAAACGUCAUCUUCUUCGUCCCGAUGAAGACGUUUACGAGGAGAGUUUCGUGCUUGAUUCGCUCUCCCCUAUGAAACCCGAACGACGACCAUCUCACAACCAAGUCGAAGAUGAUUUUGGCGAUCACGAGCACAAAAAACGAAGAAGACGAGGCAGACGCCGGUCUGGUGAGUAUUUUUCUGAUCUAAUUGCUUGA